CAAACGGAGAGAGAGAGAGAGAGAGAGAGAUCACUUUGGGAGAAGCAGAGUUUCUGUUUUCCUCUGAUACUUGUUUGUGUUCCUAUGCAUACGUAAUUACCGGUGAUAAGCGCUGUCUCGUGGACGUGCAGUCUCUGCGGAGUAAUAGCUCCUUAUAGCCUAUGGACGGACUCAUUGAGCGCUCAGCUCUGUCCACAGAGAGGAGAGAGUGGACGGGAAGCGGCUGCUAGAAUAGUGGAAGACAAGAUCAGGAAAGCACAGGAGCGGAGGCAGCCGAGGGGUUCCACUACACAUACUGGAAUGGAAUAAACCAAUGGGUAACCAACAGUUGUGGGCUUUUUGUUCAAAAACUGUUUCUUUUCAUUUUAUUUGGGCACUUAUGGAUAACUUUCUUCCAACCAUUUUUGUCGGAGUUUUCAAACAGAGCAGUGAAGCUACUUCAGAACGGGACCUGUACAGCAGUCUGCUCUGCUCUUUACACAGUACCUAUCUUGGAAUGUUGAUAUUUUAUGUCUAGUGCAGUCUUUGGAAGUAUGAAAUACGUAGGGAUAAAGCUGGUGUAAUUUUAUCCUUUCAGUCACAGCCAUCACUAAAAUGGCCAGUUUUGAGGCUUUGGCUCACAGCUCCCGCAUGUUGGUGUGGCCUGUCGGUUGUCUGUUUCUGUUAUUGGGCUGCUUAUCGGUGGCAUCCUCCUCCCACAGCCGCAGGUUAAUCUGCUGGCAGGCCAUCAUGAACUGUCAGACAGAGCCUGAGUGCCAUUACGCAUAUGGACAGUACAUGCAGGCGUGCGCUGCUGUUCUGAGAGGGGACAGGAAGAGGUGUCCCAGUCACUGCAUCUCCUCUCUGGUGCAGCUCAACCUGACGAAGAAUGGGCCUGCGCUUGAGGACUGCAGCUGUGCUUCGGACCCCAUCUGCCGGAACACCAAGCGGGCCAUCGAGCCGUGCCUUCCCAGGACUAGCAACAUGGGCUGCACCGAGGCCCGGAUGCAGUGUGAAAGAGACCAGCCAUGCAGCUCUGCCAUGCGAGACUAUUUAAUCUACUGCGGGAAGCUUUUCAGCGGGGCAACUUGCACGAAUGCUUGUCGGAAUGUGAUUGCAGACAUGCGCAAAAUACCCAAAGCGGAGUUGUUGGAUUCGUGCGUGUGCGACGGGACCGAGAGGACCAUCUGCGAGUAUGUCAAGAUUAGCAUGAAGAACCUGUGCUUGGAAGCUCCUGUGACGGUGGAGGACGGUAGCGGGUCAGAGGACUACGAGGAAGAUGAUGGGGACUUCCCGGUGUCAGAACCAGAGUUCGUGGGGAGGAGCGCCGGUUCAGGUGGCUCUGCUGUGGGAACCUGUGGUGUUGUGACAACGGUGACUGCAUCUGUCCUGAUUCUGCUAGUGCCUCUUCUUUAAACUCUCCUCAUAGUAAAACAUAUAUAUAUAUAUAUAUAUUUUUUCAGACUGUUGGACAGAUAAACACAUUGACGGCCUUACAAACUCAGACAGUUGUUCAGACAAAGUUGAAACUCUUCAGACAAAGUUGAAACUCUUGCCUUUCUAAACAGACGCCAGUCAGUCUGGCCCAAUGCUAUUGAAGGAAGAAGCUACUACUCCGAUCUAGCCUUUCCAAACAGACGCCAGUCAGUCUGGCCCAAUGCUAUUGAAGGAAGAAGCUACUACUCCGAUCUAGCCUUUCCAAACAGACGCCAGUCAGUCUGGCCCAAUGCUAUUGAAGGAAGAAGCUACUACUCCGAAAGAACAGCAAAUGUAAUAUUUGUUACAUAACCAAACUUGCUUUUUUAAAGUAUUACUUUUUUCUGUACUGAAAGAUAUCGAAUCCAGUUGGUAUUUUCUAUGCAAAAUAUUAUAUUCAAUAACAUUAUGGAACCUUGUUGUAUCACUGGCCUGAAGAAAAAUGUCCUUUAUUUUAAAAAAACAAUCAGAAAUGGAGACAUGGACAUCAGGCCUGCUGUAGUCCAUGUAUAUACUACAUGUCACAUCAGGCCUGCUGUAGUCCAUUUAUAUACUACAUGUCACAUCAGGCCUGCUGUAGUCCAUUUAUAUACUACAUGUCACAUCAGGCCUGCUGUAGUCCAUGUAUAUACUACAUGUCACAUCAGGCCUGCUGUAGUCCAUUUAUAUACUACAUGUCACAUCAGGCCUGCUGUAGUCCAUGUAUAUACUACAUGUCACAUCAGGCCUGAUAGAGUCCAUUUAUAUACUACAUAUCAACAGAUGCUUUUCUAUUUUGUUACACAGAGAUUAAACAAUGCAAGGUUUUUAUAAAAAACAGUUCACUGCCUAUAUUUUAAUAUUGUAUACAUAAUAUCAUUGAUAUUGGGUGACUGAUGGCCAUCUCUAUGUAUUUAAUGAAACUAUAUGUUGGACUUGUACAUAUUGUAUAUUGGUAAAUAAAUGCAUUUUUUUAAAGUCAUUUAUUAAUUUAAUCCUAUAUUCCCCUGGGGACAGACGUCAAUUCAACAUCUAUUCCACGUUGGUUCAAUGAUGUUGAAACAAUGUUGAUUCAACCAGUGUGAGUCUAGUGGGAUAGGUCAAUGUCACAUCCAAACGUUCAAUAUAAAUGUUGAAUAAAUAUGAUUCCUGUCAAAAACAUAAGGAAAAACGUUCAGGAUUUAAAGGAAGUGCUGUGUUGUUUUGUCUCUUUAAGACACCUGAAUAGUGUAUUAAAGCCUAU
Molecule: messenger RNA, 2677 nt
Organism: Oncorhynchus gorbuscha (pink salmon)
Lineage: Eukaryota; Metazoa; Chordata; Actinopteri; Salmoniformes; Salmonidae
Gene: gas1a
Product: growth arrest-specific 1a
Exons: 1
Coding region: 595-1395 (266 amino acids)
Biological process (GO): regulation of cell cycle
Source: RefSeq, a predicted model, not a curated record